Molecule: messenger RNA, 8985 nt
Organism: Penaeus vannamei (Pacific white shrimp)
Lineage: Eukaryota; Metazoa; Arthropoda; Malacostraca; Decapoda; Penaeidae
Source: RefSeq, a predicted model, not a curated record
ACUCCACUUGGUUUGUACGUAAGGUUGAGCCAUGGAACAGUGUGAGAGUGACUUUUUCCAUCCCUCGGGAGGCUGCUGUGCGCCUGCACCAGCUGGCGCAGGCAGGAGACCAAGCAUUGCGACAACUGGGUAUCCUUUCUGUUCAAGUGGAAGGAGACCAGGUGAUCUCCUUGAAGGUGGCUGGUCCAAACAAUGAGUCCACAGAGAUCGUCCUUCGAACAGAUGGGGGAGCCAGUGAUGGUGCUGGACCAUCUAGUGUGGCAAGAUCAGUAACCACUGCACUGGGCAGUGCUGGGCUUAUGACUGGGGCUGCCCAGCCCACUGAAGUUGUGGCAGCCCCACCAUACCGUAGUGUUGCUCCCAAUGUUGUUGCACCUGUUGGGGAUAGCAUCCCUCUAACACCUCGCCCAAUGCCCCAAGUGCGACCUCCUUUCCCUUAUGCCAGCAUGAACCAUGCCGAGAAAACCCGGCAGGGACGUGAGCUGCAACAUCAGCAGCCGAGUGGAUCAGCACCUGUCAGCCACGCUGUCCCAGGUGUUGGUCAGCGUCCUAUAUAUAAUCCCCCUCCUCCUUAUCCCAACCAUGAUCCAACACAGUUGCGAUCUGCUGGAGCCCCUGUGCAGAGACCACCUGUACCACAGGUAAAUGGUACUCAGUAUGUUGUAAGUCAAGCCAGUGGUGGUGGCAGUGUAUCACAGCCAGGAACGCAAGUGUUGCCUUCAGUUGUGCAGGCUAGUGCCAACCAGACAGUGACUGGAGGCUUCCCAGUGUCAGUGUCUCAAACUGUAAAUAACAGAGCAGUACCUGCACAGCCAGGGAAACUUGGUCAAAGGACAGGUGGAAAUGUGGUGAAAAACAGUCCUUUGUUGGUGGAUCUUUUGCGACAACCAGACCAUCAACCAGGAGUGGGUGUUAGCAAGACUAAGGUAGUGAUUGGUGGUUCUCCCCAUGGCUCACCUGCACCAGCUUCCCCCUCUUCUCGCUCUACGACUUCAACACCUUCAUCUGACUCCCUUCCACAUACUCCUCUCAACCUACCUCUACCUGCAGUGCCGGCACUCUCUCCACCUCCAGCAAGUUCCACCACAUACAGUGCUGCUAUACCAGCAUCAGGUUUGACUGGUGUGGCCUCAUCAAACCAGUUCAGUUCAGCAUACACGGUAAGAGCAAAAGAUGGAGUGCAUACUCAUCAGCAGGUAUACUCUGGAGGUUCAGUUAUAACCAGCACUGUGACUCCCCAUCCACGCCUACCAAGUAGUGUAGGAGGGGGAUUACAGCAACAUCCUCAAGCCACAGGGCAACCUCCUCCCGGCCCAAGACCUCAUUACAAUGCAGAGCAGCGCCGUUUGUCUACUGGCACUGCGCCGAACAUGCACACCAGAAUGCCUGUGCAAACUCCUGCUCGUUCCAGUAGUAUGGGAGAAACAAAGCCUGUGUCUCCCUCUCCACCACAGCUGGGUUCAGGAGGAAAGGAAAGUCAGUAUUUAAUCAAUCCCAACACUGGCCUUUUAGAGCCAAGGCCAAGUGAAAGCUCAGAUUCGGAACCAGAAGUCCGACCACCUUCCCCGAUGGUUGAAGACGUUCGUUCAAACUCACUUGGCUCUGACGAGGAGUCUAACAUGAGUGCACCAUCUAGAAAAGAGACUGAUCAGUCUGAUUCAGAAACUUCUAGAAUGUCAGUGCACAGUGUUGAAUCCAAGAAAGCUGCAGUGAACCAGGAUAGGUCCAAGUCUCGUGAUAGAGAUUCCAGUCCAGGAUCCUCCAGAGAGAACAGUGUGGUGAGUUCUGGUAGCUCAGAUGUAGCUAUUCGGCUGAAGUUAAAAAUUGGAAAGGAACCAAUUACCCAGGCUACUUUUGUCCCCAAUGCUAAGAAAAGUGAUCGGAAGGAGAUUGCUAAUUCUAGUUCAGGGUCCCAACCUGGAAAUGAGCCAAGGGUGCCGAAGCUUCACAUCAAGUUUGACUCAAAUCAAGCAGUCAUAGUUAAUCCUGGAGAUGGAAGGAGAGGUCAGGAGAAGGAUGGCGCAAAGGAGGAUAAAAGCAAGCGGAGGAGCUACAGAAACAAAUCCAGAAGUAGUGAAUCGGAUAGUGAUAGUGGGAGGGUGCGAGCCUUGAAGGUGAAGGGUAGCAAAGCUAUUGGUGAUGAAAGUUCUAAUGCGUUGAAAUUUAUGGAUGUUAAAAAGGUUAAGAUGGAAAUGGAUAUGGAGGAGAAUCCACUGAAAGUGAAAGUGAAGGAAGGUGUGGAAGGGAGACUGAAAAUUCCAAGAACUUUAGAAGACAAUCGUUUGUCAGGUAUGAAAUCAGAGAGCUCCAAGAUAUCAAAACCAGAAACGAAAUUGAAAACACGAAUUAAGACCAAACAGCCCAUCAGGAAAGUUGGAGACCUAAACAGUAUGGGUGAAAUAGCUAGUCACAAAAUCCUUGAGACCCUGCCUCCAAGCAUCACCAAAGUGGCUGCCUUACACACUCAGCAACCACACAGAAACCCUUCCUCCUCAAGUCAGUCCUCAUUGGUCUCGUCAGCUGCAGGAACCUCAUUAUCCGCUGUAUCAAGUGGGACCUCCUCUCAGCCAGCUGGUGAACUGUUCAAAGCAGAGCUGGAGAAGAGAGGUAGUGAGAUUAUUAGAAAAUCUGAAAUAAAAAAUGACCUGGAAAAGAAUAGUGCUGACAGUCUCAUAAAUCGCCUUCGCCUGAUGAAUGGAGAUGUGACCCAUGGAGAGAAUAAGCUCCUGAUGGGUCGGAUUCGACAAAAGACUGCAGGUGCAGGCCAGCAGCCACAGCAGCAGCAACAGCAGCAACCGCAGCAACCGCAGCAGCAGCAGCCAACUGCAACAACAGCAGCAAGCAACAGCAGCAGCAGCAACAGCAGCCAGCAGCAACAGCAGCAGCAGGGGGAUGGUCCAGGUGGCAGCAAGCUGACAAUCAAGAGAAAAGGUUCUGGGGAAACACACACCCUGGAGUCUCUAAAGAAGGAUCUUCCUGAAGCAAACUCUGAUGAUAACCAUCCACACAGGUUAACAAAGAACGAAACUCUGAGUAUAAAUAAGUCGAGUGAUGGUGAGAGUAGAAGCCCAAACAAAAACAAAAGUGAAGUGACUAAGGUGGGUAAAGUGACUCAUUUAGAUGUGAAUGACAGAAAAGCUUUGAAGGAGGCACUGAAGAGUUCGCAAUGUUCUAGUAAAAAGAACGACACUCACAAAAGCAGUAUGCAUGAUCUUUUGAGACGCUUUAAUUCUAAAGACAGUUCAACUACAGUGCCUGUCUCUUCUCAGUCUGAGAGUACAAACAGCAACAGUGGGGUUAAAGUGGAAAGCAAAGUCAUGGAGACCCCAGAAAAGGUGAAGCAGGAGGUGAAAUGCGAGGAGAAAAGUGAGAGCAAUGAGCCGCACAUACCAAGUGUUAAUUCUUCUAGCAGCUGUGAUACUAGUGUUAAACAAGAGCCUGAGCAAACCAAGGUUCUAGAGCAAGCUAAAGGUCCAGACUUUCCUGGCAGUGUUAUAUUAACAAAAAGUGAGGUAGAGAGCCCUGAUGGCACACCCAAGGGUGAGCAUGGUAGUGGACAGGGUGGAGAGGAUUCUGGGAUUGAGUCAAUGGAUGCCCUUUCUGAGAAGAGUCCAAAUCAGAGUGAUCAGAGUCCCAGCAGGAGAGAAGACAAAGAGUGUGAGGCAUUUCAUGAGAAAAGUGAUAAGGCCCCAGUUUCAAAGGGAGAGAGUGUCAGCACUUGUAGAUCCAAUGUGACACCAAGCAUUGCUGGGAACAGCACUCAAGAAGAACCCAAUUUGAGUGCCAAAAUUGAAAUCAAAUCAGAAAAUGUUGAAGAGCAGGAGGAGGGAGAAACAACAAAAUCUGAAAAUGAUUCUACCACUGCAAAGUGUAGCACCCAGCAAUGUGAAUCUCCAAAGGACAAGUCUGACACCACAGAAUGCAGGCAAACUGAUACAAAUACAACCGCCCAAGAAUCUUGUAUAAAAAGUGAAGAACAGCCCACAAAAUCUGUUCAAGAAGUGACUAGUCCCAAAGAAUUGCCUGUUCCAGUUGCAGACAUAAAAAAUGAAUCAAUUGAGUCUGUGACUCCAGGCCAAGCAGAUGAUGAGUCUAAGGGAUGUGAGACGAACUUGUCAUCAUUCCCAGACCCUUCCACUUCUUGUAGUACUUCGUUGCCAUCAGGCUCUACACCACUUGUGCCAGUCUCAAGUUUUUCAUCCACAUGUUCGUCCAUCUCUUCACCUGCUUCACUCACAGUUUCUCAGCCAAGUCCCGUGAAGUCACCCCAAACGUCCUUGCCUGUAUCUGUGAAGACAGAGCCUGUGACAACAGACACUGUGCCUGCUGUGUCACAAGCUUCAUCAGAGUCAUCAGUAAAUAAUAGUUCAUCUCCCACUCCUCCCUCAUCUGUAUCAACACUUCCAACUCAGACGUCCUCAAGCACUGCAGAUGUUACUCCUACAUCAAGCAGUUCUUCUACUGCAAAUCUCUUGACUCUCACUAAUACAACUAAUACAACUUCAACUGUGCUGUCCACCACUUUUACUGUCCCCACACUAAGUGUGUCUACACCAUCUACUCCAACUUCUACCCCAACUUCACCUACGUCUCCCACCUCCAGUAGUCCUAGCUCUUACACCCCAGACACUCCUAGUCUUACAGUUACAAGCAAUACUACUUGUACUACAGUUACAAGUACACCUGUUUCCACAUUCAGUUCCACCUUUACCCCCAUUACUACUGUUCAUUCAAUUCCGUCAGUGCCUGACACUCCAAAGACAACAAGUUCGAGUACUACAUCCAUUUUAUCGUCAUCCAAGCCUUCAUUACUUGCACUUACUCUAACAAGACCACAGACCUCUAGUGCCCCAUCACAGCCUUCAUCAACCCAGGUAGCCUCUCCACCAGCAGUUGAUAAAGUAGCUUCUUCACCAGCACCGAAUGAUUCGUGCUGUACUAUUUCUACAUCGUCCUCAAGUAGCAGUCAGCCGACCGUGACAAGCACAACUACUGUGGCGGCAACAACCACCAGUGCUAAAUUGGUCACACUGAAACCUAGCACAAGCCAGGGACAAGUGAGCACUCCUCUCAAUCUUCCCCCGGGGACAACUUUUCGGUUAGUGGCCCUACCAGGUAAGAGUGCCAUGGCUCCCACCACCAGUCCAGUCAAAGUAGUGGUUUCACCUAUGAAAGGCCAGCUGAGCCAACAGGUGACAUCAGGCAUUGGCAGUAUGACAGUGGUGACAGUGAAGCCAGUGGUAAUGGCAACAGGUGGGGCCAAGAACAGCCACCUACUUCAGACCCUUUCAGUUAGCAAGACUGAGGAAUCUAGUCCUCCCUCUCUCCUCAAGGCUCACCUAACUGCACCAACCCUUACUACAGCAGCUCAGGCUCUGGCUACCUCAGUCACCAACUCUGCCACCACACCAAUUGUCUCUAGUACAAUGGCCAAUGGAGAUGACACAGAGGAUCUUGACUUCGUGGGCUUCUCUAGUUCGCCCCAGGUCAAGCUUUUACAGCCGAGCGAGUUGAAAAGGGAGAUACUCAAAACAGAGGUUGGAGAGACUCGGAGAGCAGAGUCUUGUAAAAGUCCAGAAGUGGUAUCUCCAACGGGGGAUGAGCCAACUCCCAUGAGGGUACACCCUCCCCUCUACACUUAUGGUAAUAGGGAGAGAAAGAAGGACGUAGAAUCAGAUGCUGAGGACAAGGAGAAGGAAGAUGGGAAGAGCAUGUCUGAGUGUGAAGGUAGUUCUGACUUGAAGUGCAGUGAUUUGUCUGAACUGGAUAAAGAAAAAGAGGAAGGUGUUAAGCCUAAAACCAAAGAAAAGAAAUUUGAUGCUCUGUCUAUUGAGAUCCCACCAACGGAUCCAACCCUUCCUGAUGAUAAGCGCUUGACGAGAAGCACAAGACACAGUGCAAGGCUUGCCAGUCCCAAGGUGAGCAGUCCAGGAGCUGAGCUGAGCCCAAAAGUGGACAGAAGAAGUCCAGCAAGUAUGUCAUCCAUGGGUAAGCCAAGUCCUGUUCCAGUUCUGAGACCAAGUGUCAGUCCAGCCACAAGAGGAACCAAAAGACGACGACAUGAGUCUGAGAGUAGCAACGCCUCCAGUGUGAACGAGGAAACACAGGAGCCUGCUACUAAAUCCACUCGAAGAAAACCACCAGAUAAAAUUGGAGGGGAAAAGGAGGAAUGUCAGAAAGUAAAAGUUACCAAACCAAAGGAAGCUGAUGGUGAAACAAAAUCUUCAAAAGAUGAGGAGGAUAGCUCUGGAGAUGAAUCUCUAGAAGGAGGGAGCACCAAGAAGAGAAAUCCAUCUGCAGCCUCCACAUCUACCAAUGAAGAUGAAGAUGAUUCCAGACCAUCCUCCAGAAGCAGUCGAACAUCCUGCAAGGCAUCUGCACGCAGCAGAGAGAGACAGAGCUCUGCCGAGUCCACUGGUACCACGAGGGAUACUACCCCGACGCGACGAACGCCCAGGCAAAACAACCGGGCGCCUAACAAGGAGAAGUCUCCUGAGCCAGCCAAGGAAAAGGGGCAAGUGGCGGCAGCAGCACCCAAACCCCAAACCAGCCGGGAUGCCAAGGACAGAGGGGUGAAAGAAGCAGUGAAAGAGAAGGAGGGAACAAAGGAGAAAGACGGUGAGAAAAGAGAGCCGGUGAAAGAGAAGGAUACUCAGCAGAAGGACAAAAGAACUCCAACGGUAAACAAAGAUGUUAAAACGAUACCCAAAGACAAAAGUCCGCUGUCAAAGGACAAAGAAAAGGAUAAGAGCCCAGUACAAGGAGCAAAGACGAGAAAAGAAAGUGAUCCGUCAGAACCAGAUGCCAGUAACAGAAGAAAAACUAGAAGUACAGCGACAGCGAAUGAAGACACUCCCAACAAGAGAAGAAGAUUGUCCAAGGAUAAAUAGAAUUACCUUUCUUUCUGGAGAAAUGAUAUGGUUGCUGCUUCUGGAACAGUGUUUGAAUCUUUCCAUUAGUUUUCUCUGGGAAUGGUGGAGUGUUGCUGUGAGCAGACAGCAGUGUGUAUCAGUAUUAGAAAAAAAAACAGUGCAAUACCAGACGUUCUCUCUUGUGCUGUCUGUCUCCCUCUGUUCCUAUGAUGGUUCGCUUGGUGACUGACGCCAGCUGCCAUUACCUUUCUUGUUUAAGUUACCUCUGCCUGACCGACCACUUUGCCAAGUCAGGGGAACAGUGUUGAAAUAAGCUCAGUCAGUGAGUCGCUUGGCGGUCAUGUGCGGCCAAGGGACCUGUUUCCUUCAAUAGGUCAAAGUGGAUAGACUCAAGAUCUCAGCCUCUGGCACCCCAUGAUUUACCUUUUUUUAUUUUAUUAUUAUUUUUUUUAAUCUACAGAAAUUCUGUAGAACCCCCUUUUUGUUAAGGCCGAUUUUGUUAUCAUUUAUUAUUGUACUGCUUGUAACAAUGAAUAGUGGUAUGAUAUGCUAUAUGAAGUGUGAGUAACCGCUAUAACCCAACAAGACAGUUAUAUGCAGUGACUGUGUGAUUUUAGGGUGAUGAUCCCCCAGUGAGAAUGUCUCCUGGUAGUGUUGUCAGGGACAGAGGAUGGUGAUGUGGCUGCCCUACAAAUUUGGUGUGGACAGCUCUUGUGAGUUUAAACCAACCACGGCAGACAACUGCCCAACCACAUUGUGGCGCCCCACAUUUCUACACCAACACCUCUAUUGUACAUGUAGAUUGUAAAUAUAUCAAAUGGUGAAUGUUUUUAAGUGUACAAAGUACAGCAAAGUUAAUAUUUUCUGUGUAUUUCUGUAUAGAUGACUGCAAGUAGAUGCAGAUCCUGUAAAUUAUAAGCUUAAAGUGUAGAGCCUUUGAAGGUGAAACUGCGGCUGUAUUUACUGUAAAUAUUGUAAUCUGUUGUAUAGACUAUCACUUCUGCAAAAUACCUUGUUAAUGAUGUUUGUUUCCCACGUUCUAUACCCUAUGCCAUUUCCUCUAAACACCUCACUUGCACUUCUUUCCGAACUAUUUCUUAUUUGCUAACUUCUGGCUUGUUCAUGCCUUGCUGUAGGAGAUUUGUGUUGGGCAUACUUGCCUUAGAGAUCAUUUCGUUUUAUGAACUUGAUCAGAACUUUUUGCACAGGUUAGGAUUUGACUCCUGUAUUUGAAGGCAUGAACAAUGUAAAAUAUUUGUAAUCUAUCCUAAUCUAUUUUUUUAGCUUAAUGGCAUGAAAAUUAUUCUUUAAUGGCCCUAUUGAUUCUAUUGUAAUGUAAGAUUUCAUAUUUUACAUUGUUAUGAAUAACAGUUUUAAUUAUAUACAUUGACUUUCUGUACAGAACAUUUUAAUAGUCCUAUUUUCUCAACCUGUAUUGCAAUAAUUAUUACACAGAGCAUGUCAAGAGUCUUGAUUUGUCCCUUGGUGUAUAGGGUGAUUGUUCUUAAGAGAUGUUUACAAGUCUUUAAUUCAUUUAGUCUUUAUUUCAUACCUGUUUUGGGGUUGGUGUCACACAGAUUUAUUUAUAUGUUUAUAUUAUGCCAAUGCACGACCCUGCCUAUUUCUCAUUUCUUUUGAAAAAAGAAUUUCAACAAGCUCUUGCUAGGAAACAUCCAUUGUCUCGAUCUGUCACCCAAGGCACUCUGAAGACAAGACAUACUGUAGUAAAGUGUGUGUAUUUUGUAUUUUUCUAAAAGAUGCAACUGGAGGGCAAGGUGGCUGUUGUGUCCCUGGCUCUUACAGUUGUGAAAGCCCCAGAUAUGGUGUAUAAUGUUACUGAAGGAGUAAACUGACCAAUAUGGCAGGCCAGUCUUUGGUGUCUCCCUUCCCAAGUCUUACGAAUAUAGCUCGUGUUAGCCUGUCCCACCCAAGACGCCGAGGCUUCGACCUCACCUUGUUUUGGUCUAUUGGAAAGGCCACAACUUCCCCAGUACAAACAUAUAGAGGUCAGGAUUGUAGCCAUUUAUCUUUUCUAUUUUUAACAUGUAGGAAGGAUUUAUGUAGAUGUACAGAGAAUAUCUUGACAAUGGACAUAGUAAAGAAAUUGAUUAAU